GUUCAAUGUCAAUACUUAAAAAAUGCGACCCUUUUCCGAUCCACCAUUCACUUCACUGAAUGACUAACUACUUACACGCCGGAUCAACAACUUGUUAAAAAUCAUUCCGAAAUGUAUUUGUGCAUUUUUCCACCGCAAAUUUCGAAAUUGUUAAGUAUCUAGAAGUCAAGAGACUUCUUAAAACCGAUAACCGACUCUUGAUGGAUGUCAAAUCGCGGAAUAAAUGGGAAUGUCUCGAGUGUUCAAAAACAUUCAAAACCAAGAGGAAUUUGGAGAUGCAUGUUUUCACGCAUGACCCAAAUGCCAAAGUGAAGUGUGAGAUUUGUGGAAAAAUUUCGAAAAAUCCUCCCUCCUUGUCUUCCCACAUGGCACUACUUCACACCGACCGGGAACGACCCAGUUGUAAAAUUUGUCACCGGGUAUUUUUCUCCGCUCAACGUUUACAAAGUCAUAUUGACACCUUCCACAGCACGAGGGAACGGCCUCGUUUUCAAUGCGAGUAUCCCGGCUGUGAGAUAACCUACCUAAGCAAGGGCAGUCUUCGGCAACACGUAAAAACUGAACAUGCCGAGAACCCGGUCCGAUUUCCGUGCUCACUUUGCGGAAAAGAAUUUAAAACCAGGGCUGAACUUGGACGACACAUUCCCACCCACACGACGGAGAAGCCAUACAAUUGUUCAACAUGUGGGAGCAGUUUUUCCAGGAUGGAAAACAUGAAACGUCACGAGUUGACGCAUUUGGAAAAAUCUACCCGAGACAUGUACCAGUGUCCAGCCUGUCCUCAGACUUUCACAACUAGAAGUACACUACAAUUGCACGUGCUAGUUGUGCUUGAAAAUCAGAGGAAUUAUCCGUGCGCAUUUUGUUACAAGAGAUUCGCCAAAUCCUCAGACUUGAAUUGUCACAUGAAGGCGAUGCAUGCCACGAAUGAAGAACUGGUCCAUUUCUGCGAUAAAUGCGAAUACAAGAGCCAUUCGAAGCGCAAUUUGGCCACACACAGGGUACGGCACAAUGCAGCGAGGCAUAAUUGUUACUUCUGUGGGAAGAAAUUCUUCACUUUUCAAGAUUUGGUACGACACACCAAUUGCACUCAUACGUUGGAAAAGUAAAGAUAAGCCUUUGUAGUUAUCAUUUAUUAUGUUCUUUAAUGAUUUGAAGAUAAAUAGUCCUUGCCAUUUACAUAAAUACUGACAUUAGAUGAAUCUGUAGUCAAAAAUGGGUAUAAUUGCCAAAUUUUUCGAAUUUUUUAAGAAGUUAAGAAGGACAACCAAGUUUAAUCGUUAUUUUUUUGUGAUGUAAAAACAACUAGACUUGAUAAAUACUUUUUUACAGAAUUUGAACAGAAAGGAAAAACAUAAUGUUGCAGUAUAUAUACUAUAAUAAUCUUUUGGAGUAGUUUUGGAGGAGUGUAAGGUUACUAAGGUUGGUAACGUUUUAGAAAAAUAAAAAUGUAAAGCAAAUUUCAUUGUUGUCAAA
This is a messenger RNA of Folsomia candida, 1476 nucleotides long. Its product is annotated as zinc finger protein 708. Gene Ontology annotation, molecular function: RNA polymerase II transcription regulatory region sequence-specific DNA binding; DNA-binding transcription factor activity, RNA polymerase II-specific. NCBI's taxonomy places the organism in Eukaryota, Metazoa, Arthropoda, Collembola, Entomobryomorpha, Isotomidae. Gene Ontology annotation, cellular component: nucleus. The transcript has 4 exons. Gene Ontology annotation, biological process: regulation of transcription by RNA polymerase II. The record is from RefSeq and is a predicted model, not a curated record. Bases 201 to 1109 code for a protein of 302 amino acids.